CGCACGCCCUCUUCAUUCGGAACCAAAAACCCUCUCGUAACGGCCUCUGUCUGCUACACCGCCCGAAUCCUGUCUCCGCCUUUACCUUCCGACUGGUAACAUACAACACCCCCCUUCGCGAUGGGAGCAGACAACGAAGCCUACCGCUCCACUGCAACAGCCCACAUCCGCGCACUCUCCGCCCUAUCCACGCGCCUCCCCCCAGUCCUCAACCACGCAGCCACCACUCUCUCGCAGCUCACUAACGCGCCGAUUCCCUCGUCCUCAUCCACAACGGACUCCCCGCAAGCCCGCCGCGACGCCAUCUCCUCGUCCGCAAAGGAGUACUUCGCCGCUGUGUUCGACAUCGCAAGCGAGCUGCACAAGCAAGUGGACGACCUGGAAGAGGCGGGCGUAAUUCCCUCGCAGGAAAUCAAAUACAUUGCACGCACAGUCAGGGAAGAGGACACGGGCUUUGGAUCGAAGGGCGGGGUGCUGGCGAUGGCGGGGAUGCCGCAGACGCAGCCCAAGGACAGCGAGGCGACGGUCACAAAUGGCGGGCUGGGUGAGUUCGACAUCGGGGUGCUGAAUGCGCGGGCUGGGAUCCGGGAGGGCGGGGAUGGUGAGGUGUUGGAGAAGGUGAAGAGGCUUGUUGAGGACUUGGAGCGCAGAUCGAAGGAGGGGGAGGAGGAUGACGGGAAGAUGGAUGAGACGUGAGGCGCACGACCACCACUAAUUGCAGCCUCAAGCAUUGCGAUGGCAACUGCGAGCCGAUCAACAGGUUUGUCGCAAAGCGGUCAUUCGCAGCACCAUAAUCUUCGGCACCCGUGGUGCGGUGUACAUGCACCCCGGCCUUUGACCGCAUUAUAGCAGUCUGAAACCCGCCCGACGGAAAGCUCCCGAACACUCGACACGAUCUUCGAAAUGAGUUUCAAGGCAGCAAGACGGUCAUCGAACUGGAAACGCACCGCCAAGACAGCCUCGUUAAGAUCCCACAGAGACAGCAUCGCAGAGAUACU
Molecule: messenger RNA, 998 nt
Organism: Paraphaeosphaeria sporulosa
Lineage: Eukaryota; Fungi; Ascomycota; Dothideomycetes; Pleosporales; Didymosphaeriaceae
Exons: 2
Coding region: 121-696 (191 amino acids)
Biological process (GO): regulation of transcription by RNA polymerase II
Cellular component (GO): mediator complex
Molecular function (GO): transcription coregulator activity
Source: RefSeq, a predicted model, not a curated record